AUGGAGCUCCUCACACUUGUCCUAAGCAGUGCUCUGUUCACUGCAGUUAUACUCUUCCAAUUGUCAUUCUUGAGUCGCGCACCAAAUCCCUUGGCUUGUCUUCGCACUCUAGCUACGGCAUGGUUGAGACGCAUCGACUAUGGAGCCGUGGUUGGACCGUUAUAUCAACCCAGUCCAAACGACAAGAAAGAAAGCACAGUCCAAAACAUCAUAGCAUUGGCGGAACACCAUGAGAUAGCAGAGCUAUUAAGUGAUAUGAUUCAGAAAGACGGGGCAAAUUCUUGGCCACCGAACACCAACCACACACAUACGACCUGGCCUACGCCUCUACAACCGUACAAAGAGAUAUAUCUGGAACUCGCACCCCUCCUUCCCCAAGCGACCCCUUCUCUAGAUGACGAAGUCAACAUCUUACGUAUAGAGACUUUCCGACAGCGAUUUCGCGAUUUACUCCAUGACCGCGUUGAUCUCGUCGAAGUUGCAAAGCUUUUCCAAGCAACUGAUGCGGGAUGUUGGGUUGACUUUACCCGCGAGACGUACAAUGCCUUUUACUGCUGUGUUGCCGUCAGCCGACAUGCGUAUAGAUGGGCCACCAUACCCAUCGUCAAAGCCGCCCAACGAGAGAGAGAAAUUGACUUGCCUAUCGAACUGGUUGAACCUUGGAUCGCAAUGCAGAGACACUUCGGUUGUGCGUCUGACGCAGGGAAUAAUACAAGCAACGUUUUGCUCAAUUUCGAUCGCAGGGGCACCUACAUACACAGGAUCAACACAGGAAUGGAGCUGCAAGUGACAUCCAGCGAAGAGACUUUCUUCCGCAUCUUCUACGACCUCGAAGUCUUCGGUGUGCCCGUCUACUACGACAUGGCACGAUCGAUCAUCACCUUCACACGUGGUGACAACGCAGCUUGCGCCAUCCAUGUUGCAAAUAUUGCAUCACAGACGCGACUUGUACUCGGCACCUACAUGGACAAUCUGCAUGAUAAGAUGAUUGCACAUUCUGUCUGGCUGUCAAAGGUGCAGGGCUUCCAGGCGUGGGGCAUUGGCCAUUACGAUAAGGGAACAGACAAGUGGGAGACGUUCGAUGGGCUCAGCGGUAACCAGGUACUGCUAUUCCAGGCGCUAGAUGCGUUUUUGGGAAUUGAACAAUAUCUUGCGCCAAGAGACAUGGAAAGGAACUUGCCAAAGAGGCAAAGAGAAGUAUGCUAUGCUUUCAGAAAACACUCAUUUCGUCGAUCACUCGGCCAGGCAGAUAUGCAUGACAAGAAUAUCGUGGAAAUAGUGCGGAGUUUUGAGGAGAUCCUGAGACGGCUGAGAUUGUUCCGCGCAGCGCAUCGUACGAGAUCGAAAGCCUAUCUAUCUCAGCCUGCGCCUGAACGGAUGCCUAUGACAGCUGGAAAGUCGUUACUAGAUCCAAGUCUUGAUGCCAGUCUGGCGUUUCUCGACGGCUUCAUGGUUCGACGGCUGGCGCAGACGGUAUAG
Alternaria alternata is the source of this 1479-nucleotide messenger RNA. RefSeq lists its product as hypothetical. NCBI's taxonomy places the organism in Eukaryota, Fungi, Ascomycota, Dothideomycetes, Pleosporales, Pleosporaceae. The record is from RefSeq and is a predicted model, not a curated record. The transcript has 5 exons. The coding region runs from base 1 to 1479 and encodes 492 amino acids. Gene Ontology annotation, biological process: 'de novo' NAD+ biosynthetic process from L-tryptophan. Gene Ontology annotation, cellular component: cytoplasm. Gene Ontology annotation, molecular function: heme binding; metal ion binding; indoleamine 2,3-dioxygenase activity.